Chara braunii is the source of this 4575-nucleotide messenger RNA. The record is from the annotation of a GenBank genome assembly. NCBI's taxonomy places the organism in Eukaryota, Viridiplantae, Streptophyta, Charophyceae, Charales, Characeae.
UCGCAUCGGAGGUCCUCUUUGCUUUUGGUUUUCCUUGGUUGUCGUGAUCGUGGAUUGCGGCGGCUGGUUCAUCACGAUCCAGACGGCUGCCUUAAUCAUAUCCAUCUAAAGACAGAGAAGUUGGCCCCGCGAGGCGAAGGUGGUUUGGAACGCGAGAUGGCACCCACGAGGGGAAGGAGGAGGAGAGGAAAAGUGGAGGUUGGCGAAGCAAGGUAUGAUGACAUCCCCGUGGAGAGCGAAGGCGAUACGAGGGAUGAGGAGGAUGAGGAGGAGGAGGAGGAGGAGGAGGACGAAGAUGAGCCACAAGCCGAAGUGAUCGGGCCACCGGUGAAGAAAACGGGGCGUGGGAAAUCGGAGAAGAAGUUUUUUGAAGCUUUUGAGUUGGAGGGUGUUCGAUACAACUUGGAGGACUUUGUGAUGGUCCAGCAAUCGAAGAACGAGGAGAAACCGUACGUGUCAGUAGUGAAGGAAAUAUGGCAGGGAAAGGAUGGCGCGGUGAAGAUCACCGGUCAGUGGUUCUAUCGACCCGAAGAGACGGAGAAAAAGGGAGGUGGAAAGUACAAGGGAAAAGACCCGAGGGAACUUUUCUACAGUUUUCACAAAGACAUUGUCCCCGCGGAAGCUGUGAUGCACAAGUGCGUUAUCCAUUUCAUACCGCCUGGCAAACAGGCCCCAAUUGCAAAUGUCCAGCCGGGUUUUCUCUGUCGAGGGGUGUACGACCCUGUGGACAAGAAAGUGUGGAGUGUGAGCGAUCGGGAUUUCAAGGAUGCCCAGCAGAGGGAGAUUGACGAGCUGAUUGAUCGGACAAGACAGUACUUUGGGGAGUGCGUGGAGAUGAGCGAUUCGGUUGGGGCGGAGAGGGAUAGUAGGCACAAUGGAGGAAAUGCGAACGAAACCGCGGCGCCUGCGGCGAGAAAGCAAGGGGGUGGAGGGCGGUUGCGGAAGGAUGGCAAGAGAGUUUUCGAGUCCAUCGAUGCGCCGGAGGUGAGACUUGUAGGGAAGAAAGAACCUGUUGCGAAUAAGGCUGAACCACAGGUAGGGGGAGCGAGUGUCGAGAACAGUAAGGAGAAAGCUGGAUCGGAGGAAAAGGAGGGCGCAGGGAGCAAGAAAAGUGGAGGAAAAGGAGGCGAUCUGACGGUGGAGGUCGGAGGAGCGUUUGAUGUUGAAGGGAAGGGGGGAACCCUAGGGGCGAAUGUGGACGAGGAAAGCGAGCUCGAAUCGCUUUUCCGGUCAACAAGAAGAAGCAAGACAGGUGUGAAGGCCAGAGAUAUAUGGAUGGAAAAGUUGCUUCAGGCUGUGAAAAAGCACAUUCGGGAUGUGAAAGGGCCGCCAAUGGACGAGUCUUCUGCUGCGGGAGCACUACAUUCUACCGGUUCCGGAGGACAGACACCGGUGGGUUCGGCAGGUGCUCCGGAGGGUGACAACAACCGGAGGGAAACAGAUGCAGCAGCUUUUGAACCUGCCAUGGGACCCUCGACGCCGUCUCAAGGAGGAGGUGCAGGAAUGGAAGGGUCAUUGCCAGUCAACAGUGAGAUAGCAGGCGGCGAAAUUGAUGGCGGAGAACAAGAGGAGGAAGGGGGAGGAGCCAAUGGUAAAUGCCAAAGAGACGGCCAGCGGCAAGAGGAGGAUGUGAAGGGGUAUGAUCACUGCGAAAAGGACGGGCAAGGCUGUGUGGAAGAGAAAGAAAAGUCGGAAAGUCUUGCCACGGCUGUCGAGCGCACAGUGUGCAUGAUAUGCAAACUGGAAGAAGAGGCUCACCGGCAGCUUGGUGCCGAUCCCAAAAAGUACAACCUCAAGAUGCGAUCUUUGGAAUACAAUCUACGUAACGGCCAGGUGCUUUCGCGGCGCGUUAUAACUGGGGAGCUGGAUUCUGCGGCAGUGCUGCAUAUGUCACCCACAGAGCUCAAGGAUGGAUACACGGUGACGGAGAAAGAACUGCAUGAGCCAGAAGAGCCCGAGACUUUCCAGAUGACGGAUGCACGGUGCAAGCUGUGCGGAGAGAAGCAGAUGGCCGUCAAGGACAUUAUUCAUGUGGGCUACGGUGAUCGGUAUCAACUUGAGUGCUUGAAGUGCGGACAUGCUAGGAGCGCUCCUCUGGACGCUGUGUCGUCUCUCAGAGUGGAACUGCCUAAGGUCAGCCCAGCUGUCGUAGGAGUGGCACCUUGGGCAACGUCGAAAUUCUCGGACAUCGAGCCAGACCAUCAGCAGACGCCCCGGACGCCGUUCACGUCAUCGCCAGUUGGGUUGAGCAGGGAGCCAGUCAACCCUGCAUCUACUGUGCCGGCAUGCGUUGGUGACGGCGCUGGUGAACCCCCAGUGGCAUUUGCCGGCAAUGUGGCUGGCAGCUCGGAAGAUGCCUUUGCCGAACGAGAUGUUGCCGAUAAAGAUAAAGGAUCAACUGGAACGGGGCAGGCAGCAACGCCAAUGGAACUUGAUGAUGAAGGGGGAGAUGUCGAUCGUGGAGAAGGAAGCCCAGGGCAUGCGCCUGACAAGAGGGAAGUAGCAAAGUCUUUCGAAGGGAAGGGGGAUCAGAACGUGGAACAGGCCAUAGAGUGUACUGCGGAUGCGAACGGUAAGUCGAAGAAGGAAAUUGCCCAGGAUGAAGAUGUUAGGCAGGAUGGGAACAUGGGGAACAGCACAGCCGAGAAGGAUGGAAAGGAUGCUGAACGAGAGAGCGAUUGUGAUGCCGCGGAGAAAACAAAUGAAGGAAAUGCUGCUGCUGCAGAGGAGUGGUUGGGUCAAGUGGAACUGCAUGGAAAAGCUGUCGCAGCAUCGGAAGGAAGCGUGGUUGCAGAACCAGAGCGGCUGGUUACAGAAGGAACACGUGAAAUCGCCGCUAAGGAGAUGGUUGUGGAUGGUGAAGUGGGAGUUACGGGGGGGGGCGAGGAAUCGAUAGGAAUAGCAGUGCCAAAGGAAGAGCAAAAUGGUCCUUGCUUAGUGUCUCCGUGAAGAAUUGUGUGAUAAAUAGAAUUGAGGACAAGAAAACAGUGUAGCAGCGCGAGAAGAACCCUCAAUGAACUGUGGCAUGGGUCUUGAGGGGAAGGCGUUACCAUAUUUAAGGAAGCCCUGCGAGGAGGAGAAUGAGUUGUAAAGCCCGCUGGCGAUUGCACUGGUUUAUGACUGUUUGUUGGGGAUUCGGGGAGUUGACAAAAGCGUUCUCAAAGACAGGGAAGUGAGAGUUUGGGGCUCUCUCCGAAGGAGAGAAGGGGAAUGACAAAGCAAUUCCUUUGUGUACUGUUGCCUGGAGGGCCGUGGAGGUGGUGAAGAGUGUAAAGAUGUACAACAACGACAGGUAGUAAGUAGCUGCUGUCCCAGAUAUCCUGUGGAAGAAGUGUAUGAAAAGCCUCACAGUUUACAAAUGUGUAGUGACAUGGGGGAAAUGGGGAGGAAGUGAUUAGAACGGCAAUGAGGGGAGGAUGCCUUUCUACGUGGGUGGCUAGGGAUGUGACAGGGAUUUGUGGUAUUGAAGAGGUAGGAAUGAUAUGAGGAGCACAACGGGAAACAAUUCUGUUUGUUUCCUUUCCUCCCAGAAGGAAGGAAUAUGUUGAAAGGGAUGCAUUGACUGGUUUUGUCAUUUGCUCAUCUCCUGGGAAAGCGCGAGGAUGCUUCUUGUAUACGAGUUUUCGUAAGUUGCAGGUGCAGCACCCAUUGGGUGCUGAACAGUCCUUACUUUUCUAACAUUCUCCUUUGGAGUCCUUACUUUUGUAACAUUCUCCUUUGGAGUUGUUAGAUUCGUUGGUUUAGUCAUCAGGGCGGUUGCUUCCUGCAACAUGAUCUUGCUUGCUAGUGAGACAGCUCUGUAACUUUGCGUGUUGCUCCAGUUGCUGAUGUCAUGUUGCAAGUGCCAGUGUAAGAGCGAAUUUUAUAUAUAUAUAUAUAUAGGUAUGUAUAUAUACACAUAUGACGAUAUAUAGGUAGGUAGGUAGGUAGGGAGAGAGAGAGAGAGAGAGAGAGAGAGAGAGAGAGACGGGGGGUGAUGCUGGGGGAUUGAUGAUUCAUCUUUGGAGAAUGCAAGACGUGUGGAGUUUGCUUUCGCAUUUUAUUCCCUUAGUUUUGGGGUGGAGGUUGAGUACCUCUUCUCUUUGAUGCUGUGAGAUGUGUGCAAACAAUCUUUGUAGUCCUGGAGAUAAUUGUUGCUAAGUUCAAUGCAAUUGGUCAUAUGUUGCCACAUAUGCUAGGGACAUGUAUGGAUAGAGAGGACGGAAGGGAACGAGUGAGUGACUGACUAUGAUGUGUAAGGGUGCGUCCAGUUUCUCUCUACUGUGUGCAUGGGAAUGUCCAACUGGCUACUCCAGUCCUUGUUAUGUGCUUAAGAAAAGGCCUUGCUUCCGUUUCUUUCAGGACCCUGUGUUUACUGACGAAACAUUCCAAUUUUGUAAGCUGCUUAGAAUCUUCGAAUGAUUCACUGUAUUAUGUUCCGAGUUAUCCCGCCUAGUAGAGGACUGUGUGCAUGGGAACAUCUUGCUGAGUUCUGCAGUCACCGUUAUCUCCUUGAAGAAAAAACCUUGCUUCCGUUUCUUGGCAGGACUCGGUGUUUUCUUAGAAACACUCAGUUUUGUGAGCUGCUUACAGUCU